This is a messenger RNA of Aspergillus pseudotamarii, 1101 nucleotides long. RefSeq lists its product as uncharacterized. The record is from RefSeq and is a predicted model, not a curated record. Lineage: Eukaryota; Fungi; Ascomycota; Eurotiomycetes; Eurotiales; Aspergillaceae. The transcript has 2 exons. The coding region runs from base 1 to 1101 and encodes 366 amino acids. Gene Ontology annotation, biological process: siderophore biosynthetic process.
AUGCGGAAACCUUCACUUGCAUUUGUCUCUGUGCCCCGUGUAGAUAUGCGCGUGUCUGGCCAGUUUGAAGGCCUACUCGAUCCGCUUCUUAGUAAACUGGAAGUAUUCAGGUCGAAGGGGAGUGAUAGAGUGGCCGUGCCAUGUCUGGCCCAGCAAGUUCCCAUGGUCUUGAAAUGCUUCCCGAAUGCAGUCUUGAUCAAACAGAUUUCCAAUGAAGCGGAUGCCCAGGCCUCGAUGCGAUCUGUGACUAUGAUCCCGGAACUUGGAUUCAAGUUCCGCAUGGAGCUGUCCUUCGCUUGUCAUAUCACUUCUGCGGUGUGUACAAUCACCCGCGGGACCGCUGUGCAAGGGCCAUGGAUCACGAGUCUGCUAUAUAAACCAACACCAACAGACGUGUGGGUUUUCGGAGAGGUGGCAUCUAUCUGCGGAAGCCAGGAAGACUUCAGCCAGGCAAAGAACAUGAGCUCUGUUUUGCGGGAGGACUUGGAGCAGAAAGCAAGCCUUCAAAACGAAGCACUUAUAGUCGCCGCAGCCCUGCUCGAGCAGCAUCCAACCGAUGGACGUACAUAUGCAGAGAUAUUAUUCAACCUGACGACGGUCGCUGAAAAAACAGCUUGGCUGGGAGAAUACUUUACACGUUUCUUCGCCCUUAUGCUCCAACCCUUGGUUCGAUAUGAGAUUGCUCUCGACGCCCACAUGCAGAAUGUUGUGGUCCGCAUAUGUACAGAAACGGGAUAUAUCAAGGGCUUUGCCAUUCGCGACGUUAAAUUUCACAAACCAACCCUGCUAAAAAAGGGGUUCAAUGUUGACUGGGAGGUUGAAGGUAGCCUCACUUUGACAGAUGAGAUAAUAUCUGUAUGGAGUAUUGCGAGCCACACCAUAGUGCAAAGCCAUAUAGCCGGUGAUAUAUAUCCAAUGCAAUUAGAAGCCCAGGGUGGCUGGGGCGUGGCACGAGAGGCGCUCACAGAGAUGCUCGCCAAGGACUCUUCUAAGACCGCAAAGUUGCUAUUGAAAUACUUUUUGAAAGGGACGGUUGCUCUAAAAUGCUUCUUUAGAAUGAUCGUUGAAGGGGUAUACCGUUAUAUGAGUACUGGACCUUAG